Physella acuta is the source of this 4556-nucleotide messenger RNA. Its product is annotated as deleted in malignant brain tumors 1 protein-like. The record is from RefSeq and is a predicted model, not a curated record. Gene Ontology annotation, cellular component: membrane. NCBI's taxonomy places the organism in Eukaryota, Metazoa, Mollusca, Gastropoda, Physidae.
GCAGUUUAAAAAGUUGGAUUCUAAAUGUGUGAGUCAAUGGCCUAAAUACCGCCAUGGCUUUACUGCCAAGUCUUGUUUUAUUGUUCCGUAUUAAACUGACCAUUGUUGUAAAUAGUUGAAUUGUUAUGUUUUAACUAGCUACUGCCUGAUUAAUUUUUAUUUACGUAAUAGUGUAGGCCUACAUAGUGUGUAAAGAAGGAACUAUUCAUUCAGAUUAUUGGCUUACUAUUUUACACCUAAUUUGUCACCAUGGUACGCCUAUGGAGAUCCUCUUUGCUGUUGUUUAUAAUGGUUGCAAUUCUUGGGAUUAUUCCAUGUGAUGGUGUGGUUGUAACAAACAUUCGUUUGAUGAACGGCAACUCUGUGUCCGUGAGAGUUGGUCGCAUAGAGAUUCAGGUAAACAACAUCAACACCUGGGGUUCCAUCUGUGAUGACGGCUUUGAUAGAAACGAUGCCAUUGUUGCCUGUAGGAUGUUAGGCUACACCAAUGGAGGAAACCCUGUUCUCAACACCACAUAUGGAACUGGAUCCCAUAUCUACCUAAUGGAUGAUAGUGGCUGUACUGGAGACGAGAAGAAUUUAACCGAGUGCACCGCCAGCCAGACCAGUGACUGUAGUUACCCAGCUGACGUGGAGGUGGGGGUGGAGUGUAAUGAGAAUCUGGGCACUGGUCAGGUCACCCCUGCACCAUCCACUACAACAACGGCAGCAUCAAGUAUUAUCAGUGGCAACUGUCAGAGCACCAACCCAACAGUGAAACUCUACGGCAAGCAGGGUAUUGAUGGUAUGGGCUACGUGCAAGUCUUAAGUCCCAACAACACCUGGGGUUACGUGUGCGAUGACUCCUGGAGUGCUAGUGCAGCCGCAGUUGUUUGUGCGCAGUUGUGCUACCCAAAGAACUACACAGCCAAGCCUGGUAUCCCUGCAGAGAACAAGCUAAGGCCAGCCAACCCAGUGAUAAUCCUGGACAAUGUGGUCUGUUCUGGUACUGAGGCUACACUACAGAACUGCUCACACAGUGCCUGGUUCUCUAGUGACUGUAGGAAUGAUGAGGAUGAACUGGCUGGGGUGCAGUGUGUGGCCGCACCGUAUCAGCCCCCUCCACCCCCUGUGCCAAUUUUGACCUGUGGUCAAGGCCUGCUGGCUGCCCAGUUCUCCAGAAUCCAGGACCCCAACCUGGAGGAGAAACAUUUGAGCAUCUUGAGUCAGCCAAACUGUACUGACGCCACUAAAAGCACAACAACCAACUACGUGUCUAUAACAGUGCCAGUGGAGAAAUGUGGGACUACCAUAUCUAGAAAUGGCACACAUAUCAACUACGCCAAUGUGAUCAAGUACGACUAUACGUCACAAGAGGAGUACAUAACCAGGGUCAAUUCAUACAGAAUAGAAAUUCUGUGCUCUCUACCAAUUGAUGAGAAGGUUACAGAUCGUGUUCAGCCAGUCACUGAAACUGUUACACAGAAAGCUACAGGUGCCUUCACAACCUCGAUGCAGAUUUAUCGCAGUGACUCAUUUGCAACACCAGUCACAGAAACUCCUGUGACUCUCCCAUUGGGGGAGUGGCUAAAUAUGGCUAUUUCAAUGGAGGAGUAUGAUAGCCGGUUAAAGCUUGUGGUAACCACCUGCGUAUCUACACCCACAGGAAAUGUGAAUGGCACAGUUAAGAAGGUCCUGUUUCAAGACAAGUGCAGCCAGGAGAGCACCCUCUCGUUCUACCCACUGACCAACUUCAAGUUUGGGUUCCGUUUCAAGCCAUUCAAAUUUGUGGGCUACGACAUUCUGUACCUGCAGUGUGACGCCAUCAUCUGUCUGGCCAGUGACAACACCAAGGAGUGCGACAGGACCUGCAACAACACUAAGCCGGUCAACGCCACCUCCACAGGCAGGAGAAAAAGGAGUGACGCCAAGAUAUACACCACGGUCAAGUCCCAGCCCAUCAUCUUGUACAGCAUACAGGAGCUCCUGCCAGAGACCACGCCUGGCCGCGCCCCUGUGGUUCUAGAUGGGGGUGAGGUCACCACAACAGUCCCACCUCCAGUCACUCAACAACCCCAGGAGCUGCAGCAGAAACCUGGAACAUCCACGCAGUCCAGUUUACAGGGGAUGGAGUUUAAGGGGAAUACAGACUUGGGCUUGCGGCUUUCAGUGUCAGUAGCACACAUUGUUUUGUUGGUGUUGAUUUCCUGUGUGUUGAUGUAAGACAGUUGAACUUGUUUAUGUAACACAGCACCAACACACCAUGCAGCUAAUGUUUUGUUUAUAUAUAAUCAAAUAGUUCGCAAAAUCAAACAUAGUUUUUCUUGAAGAUAAUUUAGCAUAGUUUUAGGUAGAUCAGUUUUUUUUUAGAAAAAAAAUUAUUUUCUUUAGUAAAUACCAAUGCAAGUACAAAAAAACAUUUCCUAUUGUAUAAAUACUGCUAGAGUUGUAUAUAUUUUUUGUAUAUUUUUAUUUUACAUAAUUAAAAAAAAAUCAUUCUAAGUGUUAGCUGCCCGUAAAUAUAAGUUAAAUAAUUUUUUAUCUUAGUGUAGUCUAUAUUGCCAUAGCUUUGUUAUUUGUUGUUUUCUUUCUGCAACCAUACACUUCUAAAAUUUAAAUUUAUUUAUAUGUUGAUAUAAAUUUGCUAAAAAUUAGCAUGACAGUUGUACAGUGUAAAAACUAAUAUUUCAUGUUUGAAAAGAAUCUCAAGAAUUAUCAAUAUUUUUUUAUGCGUAAAACAUGUUGGUAUUUUUUUUCGACUGGCCAAAACAUUCUGUUAAAAAUUUGACUUUGAUAUUGUAAACUUUUCCUGGUGAUUGUGUUUCUGAUCCUCCUGUGAUGCCUUAUUGUAUUUUAUUGCCACAUUCUAUAAUGUCUGAUGUUCUUGGACGUUUGAACUGUUUUAUCAUCUGGUGCUAAGCUGCUUCAUGUGUAGUUUAUUUUAUGGUAAUGAGGUCAACUUUUAAAAAAUAUUGGCCAUGUCAUCAAGCAUUUUAAAAUAAUGACUGGCUAAAUUGUUUUUUAAACUAAUUAAACAAGUUAAAUAUUGAUAUCUCUCGCAAAAUAUAUUUUUGUUAGAAAAAGCCAGAGCUAAAUGUAGAUUUUUGUAAUUUUAAUUUUUAUUAUUUGAAGGAAAUGUAGCGCUACAGGCUAAUAUUUGAUUACAAUUCCUUGACUCAAAUUAUUUUUUACUUCUCAAAGUGAAUUUUUGUUGAACUUUUUUGUCUUCUAACAACAGAUGAGUGGCUCAAAUAUUUAUUGAACUGCAGCCUUCUAAUGGAGUGAUUUCAUUAAAAUCAUAUAAACUCACAAUGCACACAUUAUAUUCUUUGAAAACUCACUGAAAAAGUGUUUUAUCUAAACAUGAUCAAGAAUCUCAUGCAACUCCUGAUUGUUUUGUUAAUUUUGAAAAGAAAUUUGAAAUAUGGUUUUGGAAUUUCAAAAAAUCAAGCUUAAACAUUAUAAAAGUUUAAUUAUGAUUUAUAAUGCUUCAUUUUAUGUUAGGUGUAGUAAAAUAAUAACCUAAACUUAAUGUUAUGUUACUAUACUUUAAUAUUUGUGAAAAAUUUGUAAAAAUUUAUAAAGACAGAAGCAUUAGAAUUAUAUAUUCAGUCUUUAUGUGUAUUGUUUCAUUUAAUAAGGUAAAUAGAAAUAAAUACCUAAAUAUUUUGUCUAUAUCCUUUUUGUUACAUUAAUUUUGACAUGUCCAAGUACUAAAGAAAAAAACAUGUGAACUGUUGAUUCAGUUAGCUAGCUGAGCCAAGUUCAACAUUGAGAGUCAAAAUAAGUGCUUUUAAAUAAUUUUUUGUAUGAAGUUUAUGUUGUCUAUGUUAUGAAAUUUCAUGCACAUAUUGUAUAACAUGGCAGUGGUUACAGUUAUAUGAUAGUUUGCUAUACAGGGUUGAAGUGGGAGAUUAUAGAACUGUUGUAUAAACACUUUCUUUGUUUUCUUGAAAGUUUAUUUUUGCUAUUUAUUUUCAUUACACACCUCAAAUCUUUACACAUUUUUAAAAAUUUUGAUACAAUUUGUGUUUCUCUCUAAAAUUAUUUGACUCUUUUAAUAUAUUAUAAGAAUCCAAGAUUUUUUUUUAACAAUUUGAUAUAUUGUGGUUUGUAUAGAGGGUGGGGGUGAUUCAUGGAAAAGUUAUAAUGCAAGUUUUCUGUUAAAUAACAUAAGGUGAGUUAUGGAUGCAUAUAAAAAAUGUUUUUGUGAUAUUUCCUAUGAAUGAUCUUUAACUAGGUUGACACUACAGUUUAAAAAAAUACAACAGUAAAAUAUCUAAAUAAUCGUUUUAUUACAAUUGGCCAUUUGAUAAAAUUUGAGAAGCAGAUCCAUGUAUUAAAUAAUAUGUAUAUUUUGUAAUGGUAUAUCCAUACUACUAAUGUGUAUAGAUCAAAUCCAUUUGUGAUGUCUAUAUUUCUUUUAGAUGGUAUAUUAGUUUGUUUUAAAAGAUUUAUAGCUUGGGGGAAAUAUUUUACCCUUUUUUAAAAAUUAAUUUGAGCAGACUGUGAUAUAUUUGACAUAUUUUAAAAUGUAUUUUGGAAUUUUUUGCUCUUUUAUUUUGAAAUAAAGCUUA